AAGAAAACAAAGAGCAGAGCCGGUAUCGGCCGUCUGGUUGAUGCUGCAGCUGCGGGCGAAUGUGAAUGUGCGAAGCCAUUAUAAACCCCACCGGGCGUUGCGUUCUCCCUCUCUUUUUUAGCUCUGUUCUUCUCCUCCUCUUUACGACGAGCAUACAGUGAGUGCUGCUAGAGCUGGUGUGGUGCUCUUCAUUGAAUACCAGAAACUACUGUGUGUGUGUGUGCGCGCGCGCGCGCGUGUGAGAGAGAAAGAUGGCGGAGAAGGAAGGUGGCGUAGGGGUUGGGUUGGAUUCGAUGGAGGAGUUCUUGAAGCAGUGCGAGCAGUCGGGAGAUGCAGCCUACGGCGCCUUCAGAUCACUGCUGGAGCGCCUCGAAGAUCCUUCUUCCCGAACUCACGCUCGCGUCUUCUUGUCUCGCCUCCACCGCCGCUUCUCCUCCGACGAUUCCUCCGAUCAUUGCCUUCGCACCUACCAUUUCCAAAUCCAAGACAUCUUCCUCGAGCAAUACGAAGGCUACCAAAGGAGGAAGAAAUUAACUAUGAUGAUUAUCCCCAGCAUUUUUUUCCCAGAAGACUGGUCCUUCACUUUUUAUGAAGGACUCAAUAGACAUCCCGAUUCUAUCUUUAAGGACAAGACAGUUGCUGAACUUGGCUGUGGAAAUGGAUGGAUAUCUAUUGCCCUUGCUGAGAAGUGGUCACCUUUGAAGGUCUAUGGCCUUGAUAUUAAUCCGAGAGCAGUAAAAAUUUCAUGGAUAAACUUGUUCUUUAAUGCUUUGGAUGAUGAUGGUCAACCUAUCUAUGAUGGGGAAAAGAAAACUUUACUUGAUAGGGUGGAGUUUCAUGAAUCUGAUUUGCUAGCUUACUGCAGAGAUAACAACAUAAAACUUGAACGAAUUGUUGGAUGCAUACCGCAGAUUCUAAAUCCAAAUCCAGAUGCAAUGUCAAAGAUUAUUACGGAAAAUGCAAGCGAGGAGUUUCUGCAUUCAUUGAGUAACUAUUGCGCACUUCAGGGUUUUGUUGAGGAUCAGUUUGGCUUGGGUCUAAUUGCCAGGGCAGUUGAGGAAGGAAUAGCUGUCAUCCAACCUAUGGGGAUUAUGAUCUUUAAUAUGGGAGGCCGUCCGGGACAAGCUGUUUGUAAACGGUUGUUUGAACGCCGUGGUUUCCGUGUUACCAAGCUCUGGCAGACAAAAGUUAUUCAGGCUGGUGAUACAGAUAUUUCAGCCUUGGUUGAAAUUGAGAAGAAUAGUCCACAUCGAUUUGAAUUUUUCAUGGGUCUUGUUGCAGAUCAGCCAAUAUGUGCCCGAACAGCAUGGGCCUAUGGAAAGGCUGGUGGCCGUAUUUCUCAUGCUUUAUCAGUUUACAGUUGUCAACUUCGUCAGCCAAAUCAGGUUAAGACAAUUUUUGAGUUUCUCAAAAAUGGAUUCCAAGAUAUCAGUAGCUCUUUGGAUUUGUCUUUUGAUGACGAUUCUGUUGCUGAUGAGAAGAUUCCAUUCCUAGCACAUUUUGCUAGUGUUUUGAAAGAGAGUUCAUUUUUCCCAUAUGAGCCACCAGCUGGAAGCAAACAAUUUCGUAAUCUCAUUUCAGGCUUUAUGAAAACUUACCACCACAUUCCACUUGAUGCUGAUAAUGUUGUUGUGUUUCCUUCAAGGGCUGCAGCAAUUGAGAAUGCUCUUCGAUUAUUCUCACCACGUCUUGCAGUUGUUGAUGAACAUCUGACCCAGCAUCUGCCCAGGCAAUGGUUAACUUCUCUGACAAUUGAGAAUUCAGAAACUGAUAAUUCACCAGAGGACGUACUUACAGUCAUUGAAGCACCACGCCAGUCAGAUUUGAUAAUUGAGCUAAUAAAAAAAUUGAAGCCACAGGUCGUAGUUACUGGAAUGGCUCAUUUUGAAGCUGUUACUAGUUCAGCAUUUGAGCACCUUUUAGAUACCACGAGAGAAACUGGAUCACGUCUUUUCCUAGACAUAUCUGACCACUUUGAGCUAUCCAGCCUCCCAGGUUCAAAUGGGGUCUUGAAAUAUCUUGCUGGAACUACUCUCCCCUCACAUGCAGCAAUUAUAUGUGGCCUAUUAAGAAAUCGGGUAUAUUCAGACCUGGAAGUAGCUUUUGUAAUUUCAGAAGAGGAGAGCAUCUUUAAAUCAUUGUCCAAGACCGUGGAACUAUUAGAAGGGAGUACUGCACUAAUCAGUCAGUACUAUUAUGGUCGUCUGUUCCACGAACUUCUGGCCUUUCAGCUUGCUGAUCGACAUCCACCAUCCAAGAGAGAAUGCGAAAAGGCCAAAUCUGUUGAGAUGAUUGGGUUUGCUACUUCGGCCAUCUCAGUCCUGAAUAAAGCCGAAUUAUCAAUCAGUGAUGCAAAGAACUCUUCCCUGAUACACAUGGAUGUGGAUCAAUGCUUCUUGCCAAUACCAUCUCCUGUGAAGGCUGCUAUCUUUGAAAGUUUUGCAAGACAGAAUGUAACCGAAUCAGAAACUGAUGUGACAGCUAUCUUCAAACAAUUUGUCAAGAGCAAUUAUGGGUUUCCAACUAAUGGCAGUACGAAAUUUAUUUAUGCAGAUCGCUCACUGGCUCUUUUCAAUAAGCUUGUUCUUUGCUGCAUCCAAGAAGGUGGAACAUUGUGCUUCCCUGCUGGCUCACCUGGGAAUUAUGUAUCUGCCGCCAAAUUUUUGAAAGCAAACGUUGUGAAUAUUCCUACUCGCUCAGAAGUAGGUUUUAAGUUGACACAGAAGAUACUUACUGGUGUAUUCGAGACUGUGAAUAAGCCUUGGCUUUACAUCUGCGGACCAACGAUCAACCCAACUGGCUUGCUUUAUAGCAGUGAAGAGAUAGAAAACAUACUAUCUAUUUGUGCUAAAUUUGGGGCCAAAGUUGUGAUUGAUACUUCAUUCUCUGGACUGGAACUUGAUUUUAAUGGUUGGGGUGGUUGGGAUUUGGAGGGUAGUCUGGCAAAGUUGAACUCCUCUGGCAAAUCAUCUUUUUGUGUAUCGUUGCUUGGAGGGCUGUCUUUGAAGAUGCUUACUGGGGGGCUCGCAUUUGGGUUUCUGGCUCUAGACCCUCUUUUAGCGGAUGCAUUUUAUAGCUUUCCAGGAUUAAGCAAACCUCAUAGCACUGUUAAAUAUGGUAUAAAGAAGUUGCUGGGUUUGAUGGAGCAGAAAGCUGGAGGGCUAUUGGAUGAGAUUGCAGAACAGAAAAAGAUUUUGGGAAGUAGAGUUAAGCGUUUAAAAGAGGUAAUGGAAAGCUGCGGGUGGGAUGUGCUUGAAGCCAGUGCUGGUGUAUCCCUUGUAGCAAAACCGUCUGCUUAUAUUGGCAAGACAGUGAAGCUGAAGCAUUCACUGCAAGACGGAUGUAUUACUGAAAAUGAUGCUGCUUAUGAAGUCAAGCUGGAUGACUCAAAUAUCAGGAAUGCUAUUAUCUUAGCCACUGGGUUAUGCAUCAACAGUGGUGCAUGGACUGGAAUUCCUGGCUACUGCCGCUUCACAAUUGCUUUGGAAGACAGUGAGUUUGAACGAGCAUUGGACUGCAUUGUCAAAUUCAAAAAUGCCAUCAGUAACUGAAGUGCUCCGUUAUUGUCAUCUGCAGUAAGAUUCAUUGUUAUGAUGAGUCAUGACUUAGUUGUCAUGAUCAUAUAGUGUCUUUCAGUAAAAUUAAUUGUUAAGCCAUGAAUGAGUUGUCACUAAGAAUUAUAUUCUCAAAUUUUCACAAAAAAAAAUUAAACUUACUUUGAUCUUUUCCUGGCAUUGGGAAAAAAAGGGGUCGGGGUUUUAUUUCAUCACUCACGCUAGAAUACUCAAGGUAUCAACCUUGUGUUUUGUUUGUCUUGAUUCAGUCCAAGUUACACCUUUCCAUAUGAACAUUAUUGUCAAAGCAGAUACCCUAAGGUAAUAAAAAUCGUUUCAUUUUCCACUUGUA
Messenger RNA from Malania oleifera, 3906 nucleotides. Its product is annotated as methionine S-methyltransferase. The record is from RefSeq and is a predicted model, not a curated record. Lineage: Eukaryota; Viridiplantae; Streptophyta; Magnoliopsida; Santalales; Ximeniaceae. Gene Ontology annotation, biological process: biosynthetic process. The transcript has 12 exons. Gene Ontology annotation, molecular function: pyridoxal phosphate binding; methyltransferase activity. Bases 252 to 3551 code for a protein of 1099 amino acids.